Messenger RNA from Sebastes umbrosus (honeycomb rockfish), 1288 nucleotides. Its product is annotated as GTPase IMAP family member 4. Lineage: Eukaryota; Metazoa; Chordata; Actinopteri; Perciformes; Sebastidae. The transcript has 2 exons. The record is from RefSeq and is a predicted model, not a curated record. Gene Ontology annotation, molecular function: GTP binding. The coding region runs from base 1 to 1044 and encodes 347 amino acids.
AUGGAUAAGAGGAAGAAAGGAUCUCCUACAGAACUAAGGCUUCUGGUGGUCGGCAGCAGUGGACCUUCGCAGCUCCUGCUAACAAAUCACAUCCUUGGGAGGAAAGAGUUUUCUAAGAAUAUCACCGGCAUUUCUGACAGCAGGAAGACCACUGGAGAGCUGGCUGGUAGACGAGUGGCUGUGAUCAAUGCACCCAACAUCUAUGACAAGGAUAUAUCUCAAGCCAAGACGAAGAUGGAGCUGAGGAGGUCUAAGUGCUUAUGUAUUCCUGGUCCACAUGCCUUUCUCAUCACCUUUGACAUGGAGAAAAUUUCCCUGAAUGAAAUUGGAACCCCCAAACUGAUGAAGCAGCACUUUGGGAGACACUGUCUGAGGCACUGCAUGGUCCUCCUGGCUUAUGAUGGGAACCAUGAGGGAGCUGCCCUGGUGGACAGGGUGCGAAAGACCGAUUGGCCCCUGAGAGAGCUCAUCGAGCAGUACGGCGGACGCUUUCACGUCUUCAGCAAGAACUGGAGGGAUCGCAGCCCGGACAGAGAGCUGCUGCAGAAGAUAGAGAGGAUGGUGGCUUCUUUAGGAGGGGCCUGCUUCUCCAGCAGGACUUUCCAGAAGGCGGAGGACUGUGUGAAGAAGGAGGAGAAGAGGCUCAGGAAGCAGAGGUCGAGAGAGAUAGAGAAGGCGUGGAUGUCGAUGGAGAAGCAGUACAUAGCGGAGGAGUUGUAUCACCAGAAGGACGCCUACACCGCCAACGUGGGUGCAGAGAUCAGAGCCAAGGCGGAGCUGGACAACGGGUGGCUCAGGACCUCCCUGGCGAGAGGGCUGGGGACGGGUAUCGUUGUGGGAGCCGUCGUGGGUGCACUGUUUGGGUCCAUAGAGGGGCCAGGAGGGAUGGUCCUUUACGGGAUCAUAGGUGGUGCAGUAGGUGGAUCAGCAGGAGGAACAGCCCAGGUGGCUAUAGAGCACAUGGAGGACAGAGUGGCGCCUAAUGCCAGACUCAACUUUAACUCAAUCUUCAUCAAUCGCUUCUUUACAACUCCUCGUCCAUGACUGCUACUUAUUAUGGCCUGUGUAACUGUCUCAGAGACAUUGAGGUGUUUAUUUCAUGUUUUUCUGUCAUAAAUUCAUGAUUAUUUGAGUUCAUACAUUAAAGGUGCUGUUGAUAACAUUAAUAACAUUCAACCACUAGAUGUCUCAUUUUCCCUCACCCGUUCCAUUGCAUUUACUUCACAAGUCGCUGACGGCUCUUACUGUCAAUCUCAGCCUUUUAUCCGUUUUCAAACAUCAAAUAUCU